Molecule: messenger RNA, 1491 nt
Organism: Acanthosepion pharaonis
Lineage: Eukaryota; Metazoa; Mollusca; Cephalopoda; Sepiida; Sepiidae
Source: the annotation of a GenBank genome assembly
AUGACCGUACAAACACCCCUGCACAGCCGGUACAAUGACCGGUACAAACACCUCUGCACAACUUACAUUUUCUUCUUCGUGUUUUCGUUUAUCUUUUACUUCUCUCGCUUUUUUCUAUUAUCUCCUUACACUACUCUCUUACAUUCACUCUUUCUUUUUUUCUCUCUCUUUCUUUCUUUAUCGUUUAGAUUUCCUUUCCUUUGUUCUUACUUUAUCUCACACAUUUUCUCCUUUUGCUCAUUUGUUCUUUUCUUCUGCCUUUCCCCCUUUUUUCUCAUUCCCCCACUCUCUUUCAUUCACUCUUUCUUUCUUUUUCUUUUCUUUUCUUUUCUUUCUUUCUUUCUUUCUUUCUUUUCUGCUUGUUUGCUUUACCUCCCAGAUUUCCUCCUCCGUGUGUUCGAUUAUCUUUGUUCACGCUUUCCUUCUAUUAUCUAUCUACCCUACUCUCUUAAAUUCACUCUUUCUUUCUUUCUUUCUUUCUUUCUUGUUACCUUCCUCUCGUUCUUUACCACAGAUAUUUUCUCUACCGCCACUUUUCUCUUUCUUUUUACCCCAGAUGCCCUGUUAGCAAAUAUAACAAUGAAACCUGAAGCCUUUUUUUCUCCAGUCAGACAAAGCUAUGCUCGACUAGUUACGACUUUCCUUGCCCUCCCUUUCUUCCUCUUUUCUUAUCUUAUUUUCAGCCAAUCAUAUUAUCUCGGUUGUUCAAGACUAUACACAUCCAUCCAUCUAUCUAUCUAUCUAUCUAUCUAUCUAUCUAUCUAUCUAUCUAUCUAUCUCAUUCUCUGUUAUUAUCUAUCUAUAUUCUGUUAUCUAUCUAUCUAUCUAUCUAUCUAUCUAUCUAUCUAUGUCUGUUCUUUUAUAUAUAAGUCUGUUCUUAUCUAUUUAUCUAUCUACCUAUCUAAGUCUGUUCUUAUCUAUCUAUAUGUCUCUCUAAUCUGUUCUUAUCUAUCUAUCUAUCUAUCUAUCUAUCUAUCUAUCUAUCCCAUUUUGUUAAUAUCUAUCUAUCUAUCUAUCACGAUCUUUUCAUAUUUAUUCAUAACUCAAUAUUGGUUAUUUUUAUUUUUAUGCUCUCUCUCUCUCUCUCUCUCUCUCUCUCUCUCUCUCUUUCCUCUCUCUCUCUCUUCCUUCUCCCCUCUCUCUUUCCCCUCUCUCCCCCCUCUUCUCUCUCUCUUCCUUCUCCCCCCUCUACAAGAAAAUGCGGGAAAAGGAUUUGUAUGCUUUCUCUCUUCCUUCUGCCCUCUCUCUUUCCUCUUUCUCUCCGUUCUCCGUUCUCUCUCUCUCUUCCUUCUCCCCUCUCUCUUUUCUCUCUCUCUCUCCGUUCUCCCUAAUCUCUCUUUUCCUUCUCGCUUCUCUCAUUUCUUUCUCUCUCUUUCUCCCUCUCUCUCUCCGUUCUCUCCUCUCUUCUCUUUCUUUUUCUCUCUCUCUCUCUCUCAACAAGAAAAUGCGGGAAAAGAUAUUUUUCGCCUGGCCUUAAAUCAUGUACCUUAA